GUUCCUUAAUUUUUCUUCAAGCAAAUGGAUGUUAUGUUGAGCAUAAUUAUCUCACGGUCCAGUUCUUAGUACAAUUGACAGCAUUAUAAGUUUAAAUCUAUUUAGGUGAAAUGUUAGCAACAUUAAGUAGAACACCAAAAACAACAAGUGCUUUGCUAUGGCAUCAUAUAAAGUUAAAAUCACCACCGUUUGCGCCAAUUUAUAUGAAAUUUUAUACAACAAAAUCAGAGGAAGCAAUGACUGUGAAUGAAGGAACUAAAAUCAACAGCGAACGAAUAAAUAUUGGAGAUGUAACAAAAGCUUUAAAGACACCAAAAAAUCCAGAGCUGGUGCCACAAAAAUAUGUGCAAUACGGCGAGGAUGGUACACUAGAACUGACACAAUCAGCGCUGCAUCAUUUGCGAUGGAUGCUGCAAAAGGAUAUCUUGAAGCAAGAUAUGUUCCUGAUAGGUCAGCCUGGGUCACUACGCCGGCAGCUAGCAAUGCAAUUUUUAGAGCUAACACAACGUGAAUUAGAAUACAUCGCGCUGAGUAGAGAUACAACCGAAAGUGAUUUGAAACAACGGCGAGAAAUUAAGAACAAAGCAGCUAUUUAUUAUGAUCAGUGUGCCGUGCGUGCUGCUGUUAACGGACGUGUAUUGGUGCUCGAUGGCGUGGAGCAUGCUGAACGCAAUGUUUUACCCAUUUUGAAUAACUUACUGGAAAAUCGUGAAAUGCAUUUAGAAAAUGGCAAAUUUCUAAUGGCUCCCGAGCGUUACGACAAAUUAUUAGAGACAUAUACCAAAGAGGAGCUAGACAAAUUGGGGGUACUACGAGUAUCGGAAGAUUUUCGCGUGGUUGCGCUAGGUCUUCCUACACACAAAUAUAAAGGAACUCCCUUAGAUCCACCUUUGCGUUCUCGCUUUCAAUCGCGAAAUGUUUCACACUAUGCCUUUGACGAAAUUUUAAUCGACCUGCAACAUCAUGCGCCGAAUGUACCUGUUGAAAAUCUCAAAAGUUUGGUUAGCUUUGGUAUGGCGAUUCAAGCUGCAGAACAGACUGACUAUCUGCCUGACUUUCCGCUGGACAAUCUGCAUUUGGUGGCAAAAAUGAUGCAAGCAAAUCCGCACAUAAGUGUACAUGACGCCAUAACCCGCAUCUAUCCAUACCAAGCCUCAAUGAAAAAAGAGCAUAUCGAUCGCAUUAAAUCGUUACUGAAAUCUUUUAAAAUAGACCCAGUAAAAAGCAAACCUGUAAAAUCUAUAUCUACAACCAGCACAAAGAAUGAGGCGAUGCCUACUUUGCAGUUUAAAAUCGAUAACGUGUCUAUUUCAGUGCCUGGUGGUCAGCGGUUAGCAUCUCCACAAAAAGUAGCGCAAUUCGUAGAUCUCGAUCAUCAGCGCAAUGUGCUGGCCGCAAUGGUGCAAUCAAUUGCAGUGGGCGACAUUUGUUUGAUUGGUCAAAAGGGUGUUGGCAAAAUAACUCUCACCAAUCAUUUGAUGCAUUUGCUGAACCAAUCUGUUGAGACAAUGAUUCUCUAUGAGGACAUGACUUCACGAGAUUUAAUACAGCAGCGUAUAACUUCGUCCGAAGGUGAUACAAUAUGGCGUGAUUCACCAUUGGUGCGCGCCGCAAAGUACGGUUCAGUUGCCGUUCUAAAUGGCAUACAUCGUCUGCACAAGAGUACAAUUGUUGCGCUGCAACGUUUAAUUCAAGAUCGCGAAUUGCAGCUCUGCGACGGCACAAUUUUGCUAAGUUCUGCGCGUUAUGAUGCGCUCAUUCAGCAAGGUUACACUAAACUACAGCUGGCUGAGAAAAGUAUACUCAAAAUACACGACUCGUUUCGCAUUAUAGCGCUGGGCGAGCCACCGAAUCUCAGUCAACCAUCACAAAAUUGGCUCACUUCUGAAAUGUUGAGUUUAUUCCUUUUCCUCGAAGUGCGCCCGCUUCAACAAAGUGAGGAAUAUGAAAUCAUACAAAAGCUUUAUGGAGAAAUCAAUGCAGAUAUUCAUAAAAUCAUUAAAUUGUCGCAUUACUUACGGGAAUCAACCGAUCCGACACUCUCGAACUUGGCUGGUACUUUGUCAACACGUCAAUUGUUGAAAAUCGCGCGGCGUACCUCCGCCUUUCCAAGCGGCGACGCUGAAGCAAAUGCCUUGACCUCUGCCUACGAUGUGCUGCAAAGUACCUUUCUCGCCAAAUUUAUGCCCGCUUUGCCACGUGCCGCACUUGAAGAUGCCAUAGCGCGCGUUGGUAUUGACAAGAGUCGUACGCGCUCAGGUGUUCGUCGUAAAAUUAACGUUGAAGACAAUGUGCUAAGUAUAGGCAACACCUCAAUGCCGCUUGUCGCUACGGACGCGGAAUCGAAAGUACCCAGCACGCUUUUUUAUGAAAUGCCACAGCAUGUGGAGCUCUUAGAGCGGCUAUUGCAGGACUUCAUUAUUGGUGAGCAUCUCUUGUUGGUUGGUAAUCAGGGUGUGGGCAAAAAUAAAUUAAUCGAUAAAUUACUCCAGCUGAUGAAUAAACCACGCGAGUACCUGCAAUUGCAUCGCGAUACCACCGUGCAUAGCUUAACGGUACAAUCGACGCUUCGCGAUGGUCAGGUGAUCUACGAGGACAGUCCAUUGGUGAAAGCUGUCAAGAGCGGGCACAUUUUGGUAAUUGAUGAAGCUGAUAAAGCUCCCGUAAAUGUGACAUGCAUACUGCGUACCUUGGUGGAAAAUGGCGAAAUGUUCCUCUCAGAUGGACGUAAAAUUGUAGCAACCGGCGAAGGUGCCGCUGCUAAGGAGGCCGGUCAUACCGGCGAAAUCAUUGAAAUGCAUCCCAAUUUCCGUGUAAUUGUGUUGGCAAACAGGCCCGGCUUUCCUUUCCUCGGCAACGAUUUCUUUGCCUCUUUGGGUGACGUCUUUAGCUGUCAUGCCAUUGAUAAUCCGUCACCUGAUUCAGAAAUCUACUUGCUACAAAAAUAUGGUCCGUCAGUGCCGAAGAAGACGCUCGCAAUGCUAGUGAACGCAUUUGGUGAGCUCCGUACAAUGGCCGAUGAAGGUUUACUCAAUUACCCUUACUCCACCAGAGAGGUGGUUAACAUUGUUAAGCACCUUGAAAAAUACCCGAAUGACUCAAUGUCCGAAUUGGUAGGCAACGUGCUGGACUUUGACAAAUAUCAGCCCGAGGCGCUGGAGCAGGUGACAACGGUGCUGUCCAAGCAUGGCCUGCCCAUUGAAGCGUAUGCGCGCAAUGAACUGUUUGCACUGCGGCGCAAGAAGGAAAUCCAGCUGACGGUGGAGCGCAAAAGCGGACUUGGCGUAUCUGGUCCCAAAUACGGUAAGGUAGAUCCGAAGAACGAACCACAUGUGGGUGGCAACACAUGGGCGGGGGGUACCGGUGGUCGCGAUACAGCUGGCCUGGGCGGCAAAGGUGGCCCCUUCCGCCUAGAUGCCGGUCACAAAGUGCAUCAGCUCUCUGACGAAGAGAAAGACGACAUACCUGAAGAAGUGAAACUUGCAGCACGUGAAAUGAAUCGCAAAGCAUUCGAAGACAAGCUGAAAGAGAUUCGCAUGUCCGCGCAUGAUCACGAAAUAUAUGAACAAUUUAACGAACCCAUACGAAAACAGGUACAACAACUGAAGGCAGUAUUAGAAGCUUUGCAGACGAAGAGUAAGGAACGGCAAUGGCAGAAGUACCAAACGCAUGGCGAACUAGAUGACACGCGCCUGAUUGAGGGUAUUACUGGUGAAAAGAAUAUCUAUAGACGACGUGCGGAGGCCAAUCCUUGGGCGGAUCAUAUUCAGGAGAAGCCGAAUCGCCUGAAAUUGGUGGUUGAUGUAUCGGGCUCCAUGUAUAGAUUUAAUGGUUACGAUGGUCGUUUGGAUCGCGAACUCGAAGCUGUCGUAAUGGUUAUGGAAGCAUUCGAGGGUUUUGAAAAGAAAAUCGUCUACGACAUUGUUGGUCAUAGCGGUGAGGGUUGGGAAAUACCAUUUGUCUGUGCUGGUAGUCCACCAAAAACAGAUAAAGAACGUUUCGAGACAAUCCGUAUGAUGCACGCACAUUCCCAGUUUUGUUGGUCCGGCGACAGUACUGUAAAGGCUAUCAAAGAAGCUGUAAAUACAUUGUCGACUGAGGAUUAUGACAACUCAAUUGUGGUAGUGCUUAGCGAUGCGAAUUUAUCACGUUACGGAAUACAACCUAAAGAGCUGGCAAAGGCGCUUAUGAACGGCGAACCGAAGGUGAAAGCUCAUAUGCUGUUCAUUGGUAGUUUGGCGGAGGAAGCGGAUGAAAUUAAUGCUCAAAUGCCUGCUGGCCAUAGUUACGUUUGCAUGGACCUGACGAAAUUACCACAAAUUCUGAAACAGAUUUUCACUUCCUCAUUGCUGUGAUAUGUUUAGAAAACAAUUAUUAUUUUCAGUGUCCGUAAUACCUUUCCAAGUCAAAAGUAGUUCAAUUUUAAACCUUUAAUGUUGUGUUAAAUAUUGCGUAUGCAAUACGAAUAUGUAUAUAUGUUUAUGUGCUUAAAGAAAAAGUGUUUAUAUAUAUAACCAGA
Molecule: messenger RNA, 4519 nt
Organism: Anastrepha obliqua
Lineage: Eukaryota; Metazoa; Arthropoda; Insecta; Diptera; Tephritidae
Gene: c12.2
Product: von Willebrand factor A domain-containing protein 8
Exons: 10
Coding region: 111-4355 (1414 amino acids)
Cellular component (GO): cytoplasm
Molecular function (GO): ATP binding; ATP hydrolysis activity
Source: RefSeq, a predicted model, not a curated record